Ziziphus jujuba (common jujube) is the source of this 6161-nucleotide messenger RNA. RefSeq lists its product as uncharacterized. The transcript is spliced from 16 exons. Bases 49 to 4737 code for a protein of 1562 amino acids. NCBI's taxonomy places the organism in Eukaryota, Viridiplantae, Streptophyta, Magnoliopsida, Rosales, Rhamnaceae. Gene Ontology annotation, molecular function: mRNA binding; poly(A) RNA polymerase activity. The record is from RefSeq and is a predicted model, not a curated record. Gene Ontology annotation, biological process: RNA 3'-end processing. Gene Ontology annotation, cellular component: TRAMP complex; nucleolus.
UGUUUUCAUGUCUCCAUCUUUGUCGCAUAGCCUCUGCAACCAUCGAAAAUGUCCAAAUCCGGCCUCAAUCUCCCUCGCAACAACUCGCUCAUGACUCAGGACCAGCUCAUCGACUCGCUCACCUCCCACAUCGCUCUCUACCAUUCUUACUCUCUCCCUUCUUCAAACCCCAACCCCAACCCAAGGUCCUCCAUUCUCAAAUGGUUCUCAUCUCUCAGCCUCCACCAGCGUCAAGCUCACCUCACGGUCGUCGACUCGAAAUUCGUCCAGGUUCUCAUUCAGAUGCUCGGAACAGUGUGCACGCGCGGUCACGGCCUCUUCAUAGUCCUCCCGGACCUGCCCACGCGCGACCUUCCAGGCCUCUGCUUCAAGAAGUCACGUGGCCUCCUGUCUAGGGUUGCCGAGUCGAACCAGUCGGAGAGGAGAAUAUUUGAGGCAACUCGGUUGUUCAAUUCGAGGGAAGGUGAGAGAAUCGAGGAGUGCUCGUGUUCAGUGAAGGAUAUGGAUUCCCUGACCGUGAGCGAGGACUUGGUAGAGAAUUUGGAUAGGUUCGUGGAGGCCAUGGAUGGAAUUUCUAACGGAAGCUUCUUGAGAGGCGAAGCGAGUAGUGAAUUGGGAUCGGAUUGGGUGGAAUUGGAGUGGUUGAAAGCAAAAGGGUAUUACAGUAUUGAAGCAUUUAUGGCCAACGGGCUAGAGGUGGCUCUGAGGUUGGCGUGGUUAAAUAACAACAGUAAUAAUAAGAAGAAAAGAGGGGUGAAAUUGAAAGAAAAAGCAAAUGCCGUGGGAGUGGCUGGGAAUGUGUAUUGGAGGAAAAAGGGUUGUAUGGAUUGGUGGCGGAAUUUGGAUAUUACAACUAGGGGAAAACUCUUGACUGCGGUCUUGGGAAAAAUAGCUAAAUAUUUGACUAAUGAGAUUCUGAAGGGGACCAAUGGUGCAUUAGAGGAUGAGAGUUGGCUUUUCAAUACGGGAGUAGAACAGCCAUUGAGGUACAACUACGAUGUAUCCGCUAGAAAGACUGUUCCCAAACUUGCAGCUGAUACCGAAUAUGAUUCAAGUAUUAUCUCAGCUUCUCUUUGUGGAAAACCUACUUCCUUAGCUAAUACCUUUAAGAGUUUAAGAGUGCUUCAAGAAAUUGUUAUGUUGACAUCAAUGUGUCGACGUAGUGAAUAUGAUGAAGGAAAAGUGUUUUUUAGCACCUUGAGUUCAAUUUGUACCAUUUCUGAUUUUAUACUAAGAAAACUGCGAGGAUUUCUUAUGGUUCUUUGGCUUGAUUGCACAAAACUUGAACUGAUAGCGGAAGAAAAUGAUAAGUCUUUACCAAAUAAGUCUAAGGGAAAGCUAGGUGCUUGUAGCCGUAAGAAAAAAGGGAAGAUCCGCAAUAUGCAGAAGUUAAAUGAUCUUCCAAAGUCAUGCAUGGAUGUUAUGUCGAGUGAAAAAUCUUUUAAGGAAUGUGAUUGCGGAUUGGCUGAUAAAGAGAAGUCAGAGUUGAUUGGGUCCAAGAAAAUGCUUAACGUGCCUAGGGCAAAGGAGAUCAAUGAAGAGACAUUAUCAUUAAAAGUUGAAAUGCAACAUGCGCAAGCAUCAAUUGUGGGAAAAGCUCGAACUACUUCAAGGAAGACUAAAAAAGAGAGAGGAAAAAAUAGAAGUACUGGCUUUAAGAAUUCUGCUAAAGUUAUAACUCAUGAAAAUCCAGUUAUGGAAGCUUCAUCUUCAUUUGUUCAUUCUCAAAGCGAGGCAGCGGAGUCUGAUCGAGGGAUUGGCGAUUUAACUUUCCAGAGCAUCUCAGAUAAUAUGACUGAUAGUGAUAUCCUUGCUUCAAAUGGCACUAUGAAGGAGAAGGAUGCCACUGGAAGCAUUCAAGAGAAUAAUUUUACUGGUUAUAGUGGGCAAGAUUGUUAUCAGUUCUCAAACUGUAUUACUGAAAAUCAAGGUAGAUCUUCUAGAUUGGAAACUCUAACUUGUAAGGAAGAUGAAAAUGUGAUACCUUCUCCUACACUUGCAUUGGACAAUAGUGUAUUCAUCAACAAAGAUAGAAAUUUUGAGAAGUUGGCACAUAUUAGUGAAGUUGAUGUACAAUCAGCUUUGCCAGAGAAAGGGGUCAGAGUUUGUGAUACUAAAGAUGAAUCCAUUUUGAUUCAUAAGCGAGAAAGUGGAAAUCUAUCUGAUACAGGACCUUCAAGUUCUUCAGAAUGCCUUCCAUAUGAGUGGCCUAGGGUGGGUUCUACCUAUUUUCCACCUGCUAACUCACAUCUUCCAGCUGCCACUGACCGGUUGCAUCUGGAUGUUGGUCGUAACUGGCAUAAUCACUUCCAUCAAUCAUUUUUACCUACGGUGCAUCAGGCAAGAAAUUCUCAAAUUGAAGGUGGAUGUAACCCAAUUAUGUCUCAGCGAAUGCCAAUGAGUUUAGAUUGGCCUCCAAUGGUUCGAGGUGCUUGUGGAAUGGCUCCAUCGGUGGCGUAUAAUUAUGAUUCUGGAUUUAUUUCAAGGCGUCAAUGUGCUUUUGCACAGGGGUUUUCUACUUGCAGCAUGCAACUUAAGGCAUCAACUAGUGACAAUGAAAAGAAAUUUUCUGGGGAUUUCACUGACCUACCCGAUUUGACAAGUGCACAUGAGCUAGCAGAUGACUGUGAAAGCCACUGGAUAUCAGAAGAUGAAUUUGAGGUGCAUGCAGUCUCUGGGAUAGAUUAUAAUCAAUACUUUGGAGGUGGUGUGAUGUAUUGGAAUCCUUCUGAUCAUCCAGCUUCAGGAUUCUCUCGCCCUCCAUCCCUAAGCUCUGAUGAUAGCUCAUGGGCGAGGUAUGAAGCUGAUAUGAAUAGAGCUGUUGAUGAUAUGGUUGCUUUCUCUUCUUCAUAUAGUACAAAUGGGUUGACUUCACCAACUGCUUCAUUUUGUUCACCUUUUGAUCCUUUGGGCCCAGGACACCAGGCUCUUGGCUAUGUUAUGCCCGGAAAUGACGUAACAGGCAAGGUGCUGCAUUCCCCAGCGACCAUGACUGAUGCAGCAGUGGAGGAGGAAUCUGGAGCUUUGGCAGAUUUAAAUGGUGAUGCUGAACCUAAGACAGGAGACUCACUUCCAUACCCCAUUUUGCCACCAAUAAUAAUUCCAAGCAUGUCAAGGGAUAGGUCAAGAUCUGAGUUUAGGCGCAGUCAUGAUCAUAAAAGCCCAUGUGUUCCUCCUACUAGGCGUGAGCAACCUCGGAUAAAACGGCCACCAUCCCCUGUAGUACUUUGUGUUCCACGGGCUCCAUGUCCACCUCCACCCUCUCCUGUGAGUGACUCUAGGAAACACAGGGGCCUUCCAACUGUUAGAUCUGGUAGUUCCAGCCCAAGGCACUGGGGUAUGCGAGGCUGGUUUAAUGAUGGAGCUAACUUGGAGGAAGCUAGUUUAUGCAUGGAUGGUACUGAAGUUGUUUGGCCUUCUUGGAGAAAUAAUAACCUUUCUAGCCGAUCGAUGGUUCAACCCCUUCCCCCUGCUCUGCUGCAGGAUCGAUUGAUUGCUAUGUCCCAACUAGCUCGUGAUCAGGAACAUCCAGAUGUUGCAUUCCCUCUGCAACGGACUGAGUCACAGAGCUGUCCUACACAGAAGACAUCUCUUUCUUUGAUGCACACCCGUCUUCAUGAUGAGAUUGACUGUUUCUGCAAGCAGGUUGCUGCCAAGAAUUUGGCUAGGAAGCCUUAUAUCACCUGGGCUGUCAAGCGGGUUACACGGUCUCUUCAAGUUCUGUGGCCCAGGUCCAGGACUAACAUCUUUGGGUCGAAUGCAACUGGUCUGUCCCUUCCAACAAGUGAUGUAGACCUUGUAGUUUGUCUUCCUCCUGUGAGAAACCUGGAACCAAUUAAAGAAGCUGGUAUACUGGAGGGUCGUAAUGGCAUUAAAGAAACAUGCCUUCAGCAUGCAGCAAGGUACCUCGCGAAUCAGGACUGGGUGAAAAAUGAUUCUUUAAAGACUGUGGAAAAUACAGCUAUACCUAUAAUUAUGCUUGUGGUGGAAGUUCCAAAUGAUCUCAUUGCCUCUUCUGCUUCUAAUGUACAAUCACCGAAAGAAAAGCCACCUCAUAUAUCUGGUGAACAGGGUUCUAAUCUUCAGUCUGAUGUGGUUGUAUUGGAAGAUUCUUCUUUGCCAAAAUGCACACAGAUGAACUAUGAUACUCCUAGAGAUUCAGUUUCAGUUCGUCUUGACAUCAGUUUUAAGUCCCUAUCACAUACAGGACUCCAGACGACAGAGCUGGUUAAGGACCUGACUGAGCAAUUUCCUGCGGUUACACCUCUUGCUUUGGUACUCAAGCAGUUCUUGGCUGACCGUAGCCUGGAUCAAUCCUAUUCUGGUGGCUUGAGUUCCUACUGUUUGGUAUUGCUAAUUACACGUUUUCUUCAACAUGAGCAUCAUCUUGGGCGGCAUAUCAGCCAAAACUUUGGAAGCCUUUUGAUGGAUUUUCUUUAUUUUUUUGGGAAUGUGUUUGAUCCUCGUCAAAUGCGUAUAUCUGUACAGGGAAGUGGAGUUUAUAUAAAAAGGGAAAGAGGCUGUAGCAUUGAUCCAAUACACAUUGAUGACCCCCUUUUUCCAACAAACAACGUGGGGAGAAAUUGCUUUCGCAUACAUCAAUGUAUUAAGGCAUUUUCUGAGGCCUAUUCUAUUUUGGAGGAUAAGCUUGCUUCCUUUUCCAAUGAAGGUGAUAUGUGUUCAAAGCCCCCAUAUAGAUUGCUUCCAAAAAUCAUACCAAGUAUUGAUUUAUCAUAGGGAUUUUCUCAGUUUGGCGAAUUUCUGUAUGUUUUGGAAGAUAUUGGGAGCUCAUUUGUGGGAUAAGUGCACUCCAUUAAUCAAGCUUGGGUUUUAUUGGUAUGAAGCUUAGGUUGCAACGUUUUAUGCAUCUCUGUAAACUUUUUAAACUUUUAUGUUUUUCCUUCUAUUUUUCUUCGUAUUCUCUUUGGCUUAUAUUUUGUCUUGAUACAUGAGUGUUAAGUCUAAAAGAAGGGAUGGGCAAACCACGCUUGCUAUUAGCUCGUGUUGACCUCUCAGAAGGUGCUUCACAAUAUAAGUACAUAUUGUGAUUUUCUGAUUGGAAGUGAAGAUGAAUGCUGAGACUGAACAAUUUAGUACGUCUGGCAAAAUUAAUUGUGGUAAUUUCCAUAUGAAUAUCCGCUGUUCUAUGUAUUGCUUUCUAAAUUCUAAUGCACCGAGUGGUAUCUUUGUUCUGUGUGGUGGAAAGUGUUACUUGUCUUGGGAACUUUAGCUGCAGCAACGUUGGGCUAAUCUUCUUUGUUUUUGGUCCUUUCCCUUAGUGUAUCUGUUGGCAGAUGACUAUAAUAUUCCACCCUGAUUUAUCCUUCUUUCGCAAGCCAGAAGGGGGAGCAGGAUUGUCACAGGAGCCAAAUGGAGCAAGGUUCCAGACUUCUUACCAUCUUGACAUCCUCGUAAAAUUAACUGUCUUUCUUCUUCCAUCCCGGACAUUCGCCAUUGAGCUCAUCAUGGACGCAAUCAUAUAGAGAAAACACACACAUGUACAUCGCUGCUUUUCCUAUCCCUUUACUUGUCACAUAAGAUAACUAUAGUUUUACUGGUUUCAGUUUUCAAGCGGAGCUAUAAUUUGCAAUGAAGAUUGCUUCAAGUUUAUGGGUGUGCUGCUGGGGCUCUGGUAAUUUGCACUUGGAAAGCUAGUUCUGUGCAUACAAGUUUGGGGAUAUACCUAUUGUUGUAGGAAUUGUAAUUAACAUACUCUUGUAUAUAAUCAAAACUUAGGCGCUGUAUUUAAAGCUGGAAAGCAAAUUAGUUGGAAGAUCAAGGAGCUGGAGUUCAGCUUUAUAUGCAUAGAACUACAGAAGCUGCAUUGACUAGCAAAAAUUUGUUUGCUUGUCGGGUCUUCAGGCGUAGUUAGCCUGUGAUUGCUUCAGACUCUGGCACGAUAUGGUAAAUCAGUAAAUAUUAUCUGAUUUUGCAAACAGGACAACGACAUGUCCGGAUAGCUUGGAUUGGAUAAAGCAGCUGCUGAUCGAGGCAGACGAAUUAACGAAACCUCUGCACGACAUGACUUAACCGAAACAAUAAACAGUGCUAUAUUAGACAAAUCUAAUUAUAUACUUGGAUUGCCUUAAAUAGGCAACCACUGACUUUGGUUUGGGGUGUUUCGUUAUUAUCCAAGUUAAUGCAGUGUAAUAUUAGAGUGA